This is a messenger RNA of Papilio xuthus (Asian swallowtail), 955 nucleotides long. Its product is annotated as mpv17-like protein. The record is from RefSeq and is a predicted model, not a curated record. Gene Ontology annotation, cellular component: membrane; cytoplasm; mitochondrion. The transcript is spliced from 6 exons. NCBI's taxonomy places the organism in Eukaryota, Metazoa, Arthropoda, Insecta, Lepidoptera, Papilionidae. Bases 288 to 839 code for a protein of 183 amino acids.
AUACAAAUGUCGACAACCCUAUGACAGUGCAUAAAGAUAAGAAUUAUUGAAUAAGUUGACGCGUCGGUGCUUCCUAAACGUGUUAUCAGAAGCACUGACUGUUGAUAUGAAUCGUGCUUCUUAUCAAUACCUCAUUGUUAUACAGUUUCCCGCGAACCGUUUACUUUAUGUGUCGUUUUGUGUUACGUGAAAUAUUCAAUUGACAGAUCGCGCGGGUGCAGUAGUACGGGACAGUGCGGGACACUCACUCGUGUUUUCAACAAAAUAAGACAAUUCAUUGUACACCGAUGAUGUCGAAGCUGGCGGGUUGGUGGCGGCAAUCGCUGCGCCAGCGACCACUCAUCACGAACACUAUAACAUAUGCCACAUUUUACACUGCCGCGGAGCUCUCACAGCAGACGUUCAACAAGAUAUAUUCGCCAGAAAAACCGCCGCUGGAUUUUGCGGCUGCGGCCCGGAUUGUGACGGUUGGCAGUUGUGUGUACGCACCAACACUAUACUUUUGGUAUAAAUUCCUGGAUAGAAAAUUUCCAGGCACAGCAGUGAAGAUGGUGGCCACCAAAGUGAUGACUGAUCAGUUUGUCAUGACACCAAUACUUCUCGCCGCGUUUUAUAUAUUAAUGGGUAUUGUCGAAAGAAAAGAGGAUAUCUUUGAAGAAAUAAAGGCGAAGUAUUGGAAAACAUUCAUCGCUAACCAGGCCUUCUGGAUACCCGGACAGACGAUCAACUUCUUUUUCGUCCCAACACAUUUGCGUGUCGUGUAUGUAGCCUCAGCGUCUUUUAUUUGGAUCAAUGUUUUGUGCUUCAUCAAACGGCAGAAGACCGAGAAGACUGCAUGAGUACGUCAAGCAAAAAACUCUAUAUCAACCAUAAGAUUAUCUGCCAUCUCCACAGAUUACAAUAAAUGAACAAAUAGAAUAGACUCGGAUUUGAAUUUGGAUUUAAGGAAAAUUUG